This is a messenger RNA of Ictalurus furcatus (blue catfish), 17637 nucleotides long. RefSeq names its product signal-induced proliferation-associated 1 like 3 (gene sipa1l3). Bases 8789 to 13921 code for a protein of 1710 amino acids. NCBI's taxonomy places the organism in Eukaryota, Metazoa, Chordata, Actinopteri, Siluriformes, Ictaluridae. The transcript has 20 exons. Gene Ontology annotation, molecular function: protein binding; GTPase activator activity. Gene Ontology annotation, cellular component: Golgi apparatus; cytoplasm; plasma membrane. The record is from RefSeq and is a predicted model, not a curated record. Gene Ontology annotation, biological process: activation of GTPase activity; epithelial cell morphogenesis; regulation of small GTPase mediated signal transduction.
ACUCCUACACCCUACCCUCUUCCGUGUUAUUGUGGCUGAUCUGUCUGUCCCGAGCGAGGCACGUCUCAACCUGCAAGCGAGAUCUUUGUUUUUAGAUGAUGAGCUGCUGUUUCAGGUUCCAACGCUUCCGGAGAAGGAAAAAAAACAAAACUUUUUUGUUGUUGGGAAUUUUGUUUUUGUUUUUGUUUUUUAGCGCAUCAUAUCAUAUCUGUUUUUUGGCUUUUCGAUGGCAAUAGCGAAACAGCACUGACAUAGCGCGUGAGCAUUUGGAAUAAAUACGUCGUGGCAAUAAAAAACAAACCAUCGAAAAAACAUUUAAGACAGAGCGGAUGAGCAGGUUAUGUCAGCAGCUUUCAAGCAUCUGCAAGGGCAUUUAAUAAAACUAAUAUGAGAGAGGGCAAGAGACACGAGGACCAGAGAGAGAGUGUGUGUGUGUGUGUGUGUGUGUGUGUGUGUGUAUAUAUGAGAUUCCAGUGCAUGUAUCUGUGCCGGAGAUUGAUAUUGUUAUUGCAGAGGAGUCGUUCUCUCUCGCACACACCGCGUGCUGCCAGAUGAGAUAGGAGGCUGCACGUAAUGUUUGCAGAUCGCGUCGUGACACGCUGUAAUAGCUAUAAGACUUGUGAUGUAUUAAAAAUCCAUUGGUGUACCCCUGCUGAGACACGCUUAAAUAUUUGCCUCAUUUAUGUGUUAUUUAUCCGUGCACUCAAACACUGAAGCGGAUUAGAGUGCACAAUAAAAUGUUUAGUGCUUGGUUACAUGGCUCAUUUGCAUAUCGCGAAUGUCGUUCUGUAAUAUAAGUAUUAAAAUGUUUUGUUUUGCCCGAUCUGGGGUGUAGGACGGCUGAGGGUGCCAUUAUUAUAUCAAUACGUUCAUUUCCGCGCAGCUGAUUAUCAAGAUAGUGUACAAAUAGAGUUAGGAUCAAUGCUUCCCCCCGCCUCAUCAAUCAAGGUCCUCGGGUGAUCGAGUUUAAACACGUCCACAGGGUAGACGCUGCCCCUUUAAAAGGUUUUCAAAUGACACUUAAUGAUGAUCCAUGCCGACACUAAAGCGAUUAGCACAGCGCUACAUAUGUUGCGUGUUAAAGGUCACGGGUGGCUUUAGUUCUGCCAGACGCAUUGCUAAUGACAUUCUCACCCAGCAAAGAACUAGGGAUGAACCUUUGCACCUCUGCUACCGAUCACAUGACUUUACACGACUCUGAAUCAACUGCCAACAUUCUGUUAUUAAGCUUAUUUAAAAGAAAUCGGCUUUAAAACAAGUCGAUGUCUCGUUAACGUGUAAGAACUGUGCUGUGUUUAAUGUAACAUGGCGUAUAAGAUACAUCAGUGGAUCAGAUAGGAGCAUAUCAAAUCAUCAACCAGUAUCAACCUCAGGAAAGAUCCACAGUAUAGGAUCGGUACACUUGAAGUAAACUAUAUUCCAGGCUUUGUGUUGUAUAGGGAUGUCUGAGUCGGUGCAAAUGAAUGAGAUUGAAUCUGUAAUGCAUUGUGAGGGACUUUCCUCUGAAACAGGAAGUCAGGGUGGGAUAUAUCGAGUGGCUCCGAGCACUUAUUAAAUAGCCAAUAGCGUUUAGCUUACCUCACAGCCUGAGCUGAGCCGUACCUGACUAAACAAUUGAAAUAGGAUGAAUUCAAGCCAUUUCCUUCUUAACCAACCACGUUCGAGCAUCCAGAGACACGUUUACAACCCAUGCUUGCUGAUAUGAUUUCUCCCGCUCAGCAACGGCAACUUCGGCAAGGUGAUUUUGAUCAUUCCGGGGGCGGGACAUUCCAGAUUCUAGAGAGCGUUUGAUUGGACCGGAAAUCUGAUGAGAAGCUGCAGGGCAGAACGAUGUCGUCGAAAUGACUGAUCUUUAUUGGCGUUAGAGAGACCGUACAUAUUGAACGCGUACAUCUUCUAAAUGCAGAUUUUGUCAUUGUACAUUGGAGCGCAUUAGCUGAUGGAUAACCUUAAGGCGAACAUAUUCAUACUAAAAGCCCCACUAAAAUCCAUAACCUAUGCAAAGAACUGAAAAAUGGUCUAAAACCUCCAGAAUUGUCACUUCACUGAGAAGCGCUGUACUCGGCCAGGACUCCGGUUCGGUUUUAAAAGUGUCCUUAUUAAAGAAAAAGUGUUAACCCUCCUUUACCACAGGAUAAAAUGGAAUCUUUAGUAAUACAUCAGUCUGUAAAGGGUAAAUUAUACACGUAUUAGCCUGGGAAAACCUUUCACGUAGCAUAAUCUUGACAUUUUCUAUGAUGCAUAUAUUUCUGAAAACAACAGACUUUCCUAAAACUGAAAUGUCUCUCCCGUUCUCGUGUCUCUCAACCACAACUCGUAGCGUUUUAACGUCUGGCUACCCCUAAAAGCGACGUGUCACGGGCGUUUUGUUUUGUCAGCCACAAACUGAAUCGAUUCGGCUUAUAUCCAUUUCGCUAUGGCGUGUAGCUAUCCACAGCUUGAUCAACGCGUGACAUUUGCUGUGUGAGGGAAUCUCAUUUGGUCGGCAAGGUUUAAGACAGACUGACUGUUCUUACAACAAUAUUUGUUAAGCUGGCUCCUUAUACCGCACGGCCUUUGCAUGAAGAUAUAGCAUAGACGUGUAUAUUAAAACUAAUUCCAUCCAUGUAAUUUGCGUGAAAUUUAUUUAAGGGUUCUUAAGUGGAAGUGUCAAAGUACGUUAUAGGGAGUGGUGAGUCAGUGGUUAAAGCUUCGAGCUACUGAUUGAAAGGUUUUAAUCUCAAAUCCGAGCAAUGCCGGCCUGCCACGGUUUCAUCUUCGAGCAAGACGCUCCACUGCUCAGCUGUAUCUUAUGUUGUCAUUUAGUUUAUCAGCCAAAGGAGCGAAAUUGGACAAAACGUGACGUCUUGUUGACUUAUUUAGCUGCUUUCGAUGGGUUUUCCGGCGCACGCACACGUUACCUGGGGUUAUUUCCGCAUGUGUUUUUAUAGUUAGUAAAAAAAAAAAAACAAUAAUAAAAAAUCCAGUCUUUCCAGACCAAAAAAAAAUUUCCGAAAAGUGGUUAACGCUAACACACGCCUCAAUUAGCAUUGUCAUGUAUUUUGUUUGGCUCAGAUCCAGCCUUGACAAAGCCACAUCAAGACAAAGAAUAUUUAGUUGCUGUAAAUGAUUGCAUGCAUGUAUAAAGCGCUACAAGCUACACUACAGUCAUCUGCUUCCCUAAGAUCUUCCUUUGACGCUUUUUUGAUAAACAGAGACAGCUGCAAUCACCAGGAGCUUCAAAAACUAAGAGACAGGAAAUGCACGAAACAUACAGGCAGGUACAUGAUUGACAGCUCAGCAGGUACAUGGGGUGUGUGUGUGUGUAAAAUUCCCUGGCUCCAGAUCAUAAACACAGACUCGUACCACUUCUUGCUGUCGACGCGAACGAGAAAGGGAGUGACGGAAGAGGGUAGAAAAACAACACAGCCGUGAACGACAGUCUUUCGAGAGCCGAUAACGAAAGUACCCUUGCACUUGAAGUAAAUCAUCAUUAUUAUCGUACGUGUUUUGUUUACCGUGUGUGCGUGAGGAGUAAGGUGGGGUGCUUAGCGUGUCAUUACAUUAUCAAAUGAACUCAUCAUCUCUUAGCUGCCAGCCAUCAUUCAUGACUAAGAUGAUGUAAUUGCCAUCAUUAGUGUUUACUCGUGCUGUGUGCGGUCUCGCACUGAAGCAGGUGAGACUAAUGAGUAAGUGAGCAACUUUUUGAAGUGUCUUCAAGAUCCGCACGUCUGUGUACGGUAAUCUCACAUGAGACGUGGUCUACCAGGCAAGAAGUGCUUGGUGUCUAAGGAAGCUUGUUCUCAGUAAGCUCAAAACCAAAUCUUCAUAUACUUCAAAUGACCUUGUUAGGCAUCCAUCCAUCCAUUUUCUUCCGCUUAUUUGGGUCCGGGUCGCAGGGGCUGCAGUCUAAGCAGAGCUGGCCAGACCUCCCUCUCCCUAGCCACAUCUUCCAGGUCCUCCACGGGGAUACCCAGUCACUCCCAGGCCAGACGAAUAAUAUAAUCUCUCCAUCUAGUCCUUGGUCUGCCCUGGGGUAUUCUCCCCGAUGGACAUGCCUGAAACACUUUUCCAGGAAGGCUUCCAGGAGGCGUACUAGCCAGAUGCCCAAACCACCUCAACUGGCUCCUUUCGAUGCAGACUCUACUUUGAGCUCCCCGCGAAUGUCCGAGCUCCUCACCCUAUCUCUAAGGCUGAGCCCAGCCACUCGUCGAAGGAAGCUCGUUUCCGCCACUUGAAUCCGCGACCUCAUUCUUUCAGACACUACCCAAAGCUCAUGACCAUAGGUAAGUGUUGGGAUUUAGAUUGGCCGGUAAAUUGAUUGCUGUGGCUCAGGUGGUAGAGCGGGUUGUCCACCAAUCGUAGGGUUAGCGGUGCGAUUCCCGGCCCACGUGACUCCACAUACACGGAGUAAUUUAGAGUCAACUUCAAAUAGUUUUUUGGAAGAGAACCUGGAGGAAACCCCACGUGGACAGAGGAAAAACAACAUGCGGACAGUAUCCUGAGCUCAAAAUGGAACCAGCGACCCUGGAGCUGUGAGUCGGCUAUGCUCCGCAACACCGUAAUAACAAUAGUAAAAUAGCAGGGCUAGUCCAUGUUUACAACCUCAACAUUAAAAUGGAACUAUAUUACAGUCCAGCUAUCAGCUUCCUGACACCUUCAGACUUCACGAGGCAGCACCUAGGAGACAGAAUGUAUUAUAUAUCCAAACAGGUAUAUUUGAUAUCUAGACCAAUCACAGACAGGGUAGGAACAAAAUAUGUAUUUUUUUGUGUCAAAACCUUUUUUUUUUUUUUUUUGUUUUUUUUUUUUUUUUUGUUCUGUUCGUGCCACCAAACAUGUUUUGGCUGGGGUUUUUUUUUUUUUUUUUGGCUGACUACAUUUGGGGUAAAUAGUAUUAAUCACUCGCACUCAGCACUCUCAGUCAAGUUCCUCAAAUGCUGAAUGAAGAGGGAGUCGGAGCAAGUGUGAGAAAAUAGGAAAGAGAAAGAACCCUUUCUUCCUCUCUCUGCAGCUGUUGUUGUAAUGUGGUGCGACAGAGCCAAAUCCAGGAGGAAGGGCUUCAUGCUUUCUUCCCCUGGCCGACCUUGCCGGAGGUCACAGUCCCCUUAAACAGAGAUAACGAGGCGUCGCCGCCUCCUUCCUCGCCUCUCUGCAGGCCUUGUGUGUGAGCGAUUGCCCAAAACACACCGCAUAACUCGUAGCAAUUGAAAAAAAAACACCACGAGACCCUCAGCGGUGGAUCUUUUAAGCAGAAUCAAUUGACCUGGUCUCUUUUGAAUCUCUUUCUUUCAUGAAUAUAUGUUUUUGAGAGUCAAUAAUUGGCUAGCGGUGGUUUUUAAACGGUUGGCUCACGGCCUGCUUACAGAUGCGCUUGAAGAUGCGGUGGCCUGAAAAAAAAAAAAACCCACCACCUUCGACGGACACCUUCUUUACAGAGCGCGAAUGUGAUUAGACAUGAUCAGUUAUAUAAUAUUCCACACUGUUUAACAGUAUCGUUUGUAGACACUUCCAAAAAAAAAAAAAUCAAGCAGUGUAAUAGAGAAAGCAGCAGAAGGACCGCUUCUUCCAGAGUGUCUUAUUUGGGUGCGUAUGAAAGAAUUUAACGUUCUCGGAGAAGUCAAUCCCAUAAUUCUGUUCACAUGAAGAAUUUACAUUGCGUUUAGAGUUACAGCAUUUUAUUAUUUUUUUUUUCACGCACUUAUCCAGAGUGAAGUGCUUUGUAGUCUCUGUCAAAAACAAAUCCUCAUGUUAAGUGAGAAUCCAAGAAUACCAUCAAGCUCAAACCCUGUUUGUACAGGAAGAAAUGAAAACACACAAGUCCAGGGAUUUGUGUGUGUGCGUGUGUGUGUGUUUUAAAUAAAUUAAAUAAGUGCUUGGUGAAGAGACAGGUCUAUAGAAGACAGCCAGUGACUCAGCUGUUCAGACAGCCAGGGGAAGUUAAUAAAAACCUGCUGAACAUAGCCACAGGACGCAUUUGUGCCAACAUCUACAGUUUAGCUACAGCGAUACCGGAGCGUCUGAAAGCUACGCUUUUCCUGCUUUGGUAUUCGUCAGACAAAGCGGGAAUCAAAUUCGUCCAGGAAUGGACGAGGGAAGUAAAAGACGUUCAUUUGUUUCAGGGAGCGUUUUUGUUUUUGAUUUUUCUCUCCCCUCCAUCCCUGCUUUUAUGACGGCUUAUCUAGGCGAACUUUGACCCGUGAAUUACCUGCGCUUGGUCUUGUGAGUCAACAGAAACCAAGAGGGCAGGACUGUGGUCUGUUUGGCCACCUGAACUUAGAGGAGCUGCUUUUUUUUUUUUAUUAUUGAAGAGUGCUCACGUCUGACUUUUGUGUUGCUGUUCUCUUACGUCUGUUUGAGAGGAAGCAGACUCAGAAGGGAACCCGUCCUCAUCUGGGUAACAGCGGACAGCGUGAAAGUAAAGGAAAGUUCAUUAUGGUUUUAUAUGAAGUCUGUUUUGUUGAACUCGUCCGCUGUUCACUAAAGGAGACUUGAGCGCAGAACUGCAUGUGGUUAUUGCGGUCCUAAGGCCAUCGCAGCAACCGUAGUUCCAGCACCAUAGCCUGACUGUUCGUGUGAAAUUGAGAUCCAAAACCAUUUCCGUGGUACUUCAAGCGGCACCAUUUUUUACUUUUAUUUAUUUAUUUUCCCCAAGAAAGCUACUUGAAUUGCACGGAAUAGUGGUUUUUCACAGUGAUGUUUAUUGGUAAAUCGAAGAGGGCUUUGAUUGAAUGCGUGUCGUGAUGAUGUCACAUGACACGUCUUGGCCCAAAUCUACGGUAAUUUAGAAAAAUUGCAAACUCCUCCAAAUGUAGCGUUUGCUUGAUUUUGCGUUAAUUAUAAGACGGUUUAACGGUCUUUUAUAAUUUGUCAGUAUGGAUGUUAGAGUAUUUUGUCAUAUUAAACAGUACUAGUUUAGAUUUUAUAGUGUGUUUAUUAUGUGAUGUAUGACCAUAGAGACGGUCAAGCUGCAAAAACUGUGUGUGUGUGUGUGUGUGUGUGAUAUUGAAGUGAUGUAUUUGUAACUGAGAGGACUGAAAUAGAUCCGUCACCGGAUCCUUCUAACCUGCUUCUGAAGCUCCUGGUAUGUUUUCAAAGUGCGGUUGCUUUCUGUCUUUACCUCCUCAUCAGCAAGCCAAAGGCCCAUGCCGAGAGCUUCUCAAAUAGACGAACGCCAACAUAGAUGAAGCGAGAAAGGGAUGAAGCGAGGAAAAGAAAACAGAACGAGGUUAAGUAGAAGGAACAGGCGAUGCUGAGCGAGCUUUUUAUAGCAGCAGCGUUGUGCUGAAGCCUGAUCCCGUCUGACUUCAAUAUUAAAGCCCGUCACUGUGACUCAGAUUCUCUCUCCUUCCCUCGCUCCGUCAUUCGCUCGCUCGCUCGCCCGGGCUAUUAACUCCUACAGAACAACUCUCUGGGUUCUCUCUCUCUCUGCCCUUUUCUCGGUUCUGCUCCAUCACAUCUCGUGUGUCUAUUUAUACACCUAAGGAACCUCUCGUACCUUAGAAAUCAUUGCAGGAGCUCACGUCCAGAGCGAGUGGUGAAUCAUGCCCGAGGGGACGUGGAUAAAUGCGGGCUGAGGACACACUGCAGCACACGUUUACCGCUGUAGCGGCGUUUUUUCCUAUUAUUCCUGGUCUGUCUGCUAAUCUAGCGUUUAGAUGAAGUUUAGUAACCACCAGGUGCUUGGGCAUGCUGACCAGCUCCCGUCAUGUCGCCGCGGUUACAUGAGCUACGUGCCAUUUCACACGGUGCUAAAUCUGUCAGCACCUUUGCAUACCUCACCAGCCCGACAAGACCAACGCACAUUCUCUCGGCUUUAGAAAGCAGCUGGCCGAGGAAAAGCCCCCACUGAGCCACUACACUAUACCACUCAACACUCCACUUUAAAGAUUUCUGGCACCUGUGUGACCGACGAGGCAAAGCCAAAACAUGGCCACCACCACACCAGUUUUUUUUUUUUUUUUUCCUGUGAGGCAAGGACACUACAGGUUUUUGCCCGAGUCUAGAGGGAGCGAGAUAGACUGAAGACCUAGCCAUGUGGCUUUUUUAUGUAAUUUUUAAAAAAAAUUUUAAAUUGCUGUUACUGAUAACGAACGAUACGUGUGCCAGGAGAGAGGAAAAAGGGAGAUUAGCCUAAAUGUUCGAGAGAAGAUCUGCCUUCGAAGUCCUUUCCCGUCAUUCACUUCCUCACUUCAAGCAGGGGUUUUAAGCGUUCUCGUCCCAUUUUUAGCUUCAGUGUGUUUUUCUGUCAAACACAAGAUCUUUCUAAUUCCGUUACAGCAGGAUCAUUCAGCUGGUUUUGAAAAUGAAGGGAUAAGUAAAGUAAAUGAAUCCUUAAAUCCUUAGCAUGGUAAUGUGAAAAUUGGUAACGUUAUGAGCAUAGUAAAAAAGUGGUUUAAAUUGCCCACUUAAGCCUAUAUUUAACCUCAUUCAUUCUUACAGUUGUUUCCUGAAACAGUCAAGGUUUUUUUUUUUUUCUACGUUUGUCCUGUGUCACUAGCUACGGAAAGCAACGUGUUCUCGACUGUGUAGGGACGUUUGGCUGAAUUCUGUGUUGUUUUUUUUUUAUUUUGCAGGUCUGUGCCAGGAGUGACCUCCGCACCUUUGCCACUUCACUGUGACUCGCCGAGGUCUAUCCGGGGAGGCGUGGUCCUGCCCCGCUGAAACAACAUGUGCAUUGGAAGCAGAGGACAAAGCCAGCGUGUGGAGCCCCUGCUCGCUCCUCUGAGCUCGGGAUGCGCUCUUCCCUACAGCCUUUCCCGUUCUCCCCUUUGCCCCGUUUUACGGCCCUGAUACCGCACCGGGUGCCAUGAGCAUGUACAGAGACCCUGGCCCUCUCUCUCAGCCCCUUCCCCCGGUUCACCUGCGCCUGCCGCUCCACAAUGGCCACUCCUCCCCGGCCGAGGCCAACCUAUCUCGCGUCUCCGUGCCCAAGAUGGGCGUACGAGCUCGCAUCGCCGAUUGGCCCCCAAGGAGGGAGCCGUCCCGAGAGUCGCUGCUAGAAAACGGGCAGGGUGUGACACCAGAGAGCGGUAUUGGCGAGGAGGGGUUUAACCAAGGGAUGGCAAUGGCAAGGGUGCCACAGCUCCGAUGCAGCAAAGAUGCAGAGUUUCGAGAGGGACGGACUCCGAGGAAUGUCCCGGGUUCUCCUGCACGUCUCCGCAUCCCGGGUUUCGCCCCUCUGCGGCAGCGUUCUAGCAGCGAAAUCACGCUGAGCGAACAGGAUGAAACAGAAGUCGAUGGUCGUCUAUUCCGGGUGUACGGCAGCACGUCGUCCAUCAACGUCCAGGCCGUGCCCGAGGAGAGCUUCUUCGACAUGCUCAGUCAGUUCCAGCAGGAGAUGCCGGACCAACGCAGUGCUGCCCCUGCCAGGCUGGGAGAACUACUGCGAGCUGAAUCCUCACACCACCCAUCCCCUUCUCCCGUCCCCUCCCUCCCUCACUCUGAAGACCGCCCCGAGAGCCGUGUGCGCAAGAAGAGCGGCGGCACAGAAUCGUCUCUCGGAACCUCGUCCCUGUUUCGGAAGCUUCGCAACGCCAACAGGGGGGAUCCCGAAGCAUCGCGCGGUGACUCCGAGGAGACACGACAGUCGGAGGCGUCACUCAGACUAUGGAUGUGUGUACGUAGCUUUGCACACUACGACGCCCAGAGCUGCUUGUUUGACCUACACGAGGCAGCCGCCCAACGCAGCUACGCGGCCCAAAGACGUAACACAGCCACAGGAGCAUCCUCGGCGUCUGCCGCGUCCUCGGCAGCCGUCUCCUUGGCUGUGAGUCGCGCUCUGGCUCUGGGCGGAGCCGAACCCACUUUCUCUAGUACGGACGACCUAAGUUUGCUAAUGGAGGGAUCUACCUUGAGCGUGGAAGCCUCGGACUCAGCAGGACAGGACAGCUCGAACUCGGGUCCUCAGCAUCAACUCCUGCUUACCUGCCCCAACUUCCUGAACGAGACCGGGAGUUACGGGGAGCGCAAUGUGAGCUUCCUGAGCUCGUGGGCAGAACGUGGGGAGGCCAGACUGCGUAUGCGCUGUACUAACGCCAGCGUGGCUGUGUUGGAGGUGGGGCCAGAAGAGCAGGCCACACGCAUGGACAGACUGCAGCAUCACUGCAUAGAGCAUGUGGACCUGGGAGCCCGAUACUACCGUGAAUACUUCCAUGGGAAAGAGCACUGGAACUAUUUUGGAACAGAUGACAAGUUGGGGCCCGUGGCUCUGAGCAUCCGCAGAGAGAAACUGGACGACACCAAAGAUCUGAAGGACCAAUACCAAUACCGCAUCAUCUUCCGUACCAAUGAGAUGGUGACGCUGCGAGGCUCUGUCCUGGAGGACGGCGUGCCCUCCACAGCGAAACACGGGACGGUGCGGGGUGUGCCCCUGAAGGAGGUGCUGGAGUUUGUGCUGCCGGAGCUGAGCAUGUCGUGUCUGCGUCUGGCUCUCAGCACCCCCAAAGUCACCGAGCAGCUGCUCAAACUGGACGAGCAAGGCCUGAGCCAGAAGCAUAAGGUGGGCAUCUUGCUGUGUCGAGCAGACCAGAGCACUGAGGAGGAGAUGUACAACAACGAGGAGGCUACACCGGCCUUCACCGCCUUCCUGGAGCUGCUGGGGGACACGGUGUGUUUGAAGGGCUUCAACAAGUACGCUGCCCAGCUGGACACCAAGACGGACUCCACCGGGACACACUCCUUGUACACCACCUACCAGGACUACGAGAUCAUGUUUCACGUCUCUACAAUGCUUCCGUACAUGCCCAACAACCCCCAGCAGCUCCUGAGGAAGAGGCAUAUAGGGAACGAUAUAGUGACCAUCAUCUUCCAGGAGCCGGGCGCUCUACCGUUCACGCCCCAGAACAUUCGCUCUCACUUCCAGCAUGUCUUUGUGAUCGUUCGUGUUCACAGCCCCUGUUCCGAGAACACCUGCUACAGUGUGGCCGUGACGCGCAUGAAGGACGUGCCCCCGUUCGGACCGCCCCUGCCUCCCAGCGGCGUGACCUUCCGCGACCCAGCCUCAUUCCGUUCCUUCCUCUUGGCCAAGAUCAUCAACGCUGAGAACGCUGCACACAAGUCAGAGAAGUUCCACACCAUGGCUGCUCGCACUCGGCAGGGCUACCUGCGAGACUUGGCUGAGAACUGCGCCAGCAGCACACCGCUCGACACGAGCGGCAAGCUCAACAACCUCAUCUCGCUCGCCUCCAAGAGGCGCGAGAGAGUACGGGCACGCCAGGGGGCGGAGUUCGGUGCCGCCGGAGCGUUGGCCUGGCGGGUAGUGGCGCAAGAUUUCAGCGGAGGCGGAGCGGAGCUUCCGUGUGUGCUGGCCAUCUCCGCCGAGUACGUAGUGCUGGCCGACUGCUCCACGAAAGAGGUGGUGUUCAACUGCUUCUGCGCCGAUGUGAUCGGCUGGACGGCCGAGAGGUUGAACUUAAAGCUCUUCUAUGGCCGAGGGGACCACGUGGCACUGCGUGUGCCUGAGGGCGGAGCCCAGGACAUCAGAGAGGUGGUUCAGAGGCUGAAGGUGCUGACGGUCGGCUGCGAGACGGUGGACAUGACGCUGAGACGGAAUGGUCUGGGCCAGCUAGGUUUCCACGUGCGCUUGGACGGCACCGUUUCCGAGGUGGAGGAGUACGGCUUCGCCUGGCAGGCGGGCCUUCGUCAGGGCAGCCGACUGGUGGAGAUCUGCAAGGUCGCCGCGGUGACGCUCACACAUGACCAGAUGAUCGACCUGCUCCGCACGUCAGUCACCGUUAAAGUGGUCAUAAUCCCACCGUUCGAGGAGGGAGGGGCCCGCAGGGGCUGCACAGAGGAACACGAGAUGAAGACUCAGGAGCAGAAAGGCGAUGCAGAGCCGAUGGCAGCGAGUUACCGUUCCAGCCAGCGAGGUCCAGCGUGGCGUUGGGACAGCCCCCCUACCGCCCCAUCAGCUCAGCGCUGGACUCCCGUGGGGCCUCCGUCAGGUCCCGGCCGAACACACAAGGGCCUGGUGCCUGUCCCAUACAGAGAGCCGCAACACAUCCCUGCUAAAAGACCUGUCAGUUACCCUGAGAACCAUUACAGCGUGUCUCCAGUAGGGGCAGAUCGAAGUCUGCCCUACCGCAACCCCUCAGCUAGUUUCUCCAGCCCUGGAUCGGCUCUCAGCACCGCAGCCCUGAGCGGCCCGUUCGUCCGGUACAAACCCUCUCCAGACAGGUUCGGCUCGGCCCAGCGCUCCCUCCAGCCGUACGAAACUCAUUUGACUCUUGAUGGAUCCAGUGGAGAUUCCUCAUCCGGCUUCACCAGCCAGGAGAGCACUAUGGAGCGCAGCAAGACAGAGCCCAUGUGGCAUGUUGCAGCUCCGUCUCGGAGUGCAUCCGGGGGCGGAGCUCAGAGGCGACAGGCUCGGCAGGAUUUGCAGGGGAAGGAUUCGCCAAACCGACACUCAAAGGGCGAGACGCAGUACUCCAGCCACUCUAGCAGUAACACUUUGUCCAGUAAUGCCUCCAGCAGCCACAGUGACGAACGCUGGUUUGACACCAUGGGUGCUAGCACCUCCGGUGCCCUCAGUGACCCUUGUGAUCCCUGUGACCCCGACCCCAUGGGGAAAGGAGGCUCUAGCGACAGUGGCAUCGACGCCUCUACUCUGUACGCACCCGCCUCCAGCAGCAAAUCAAGCAAACUGAGCCGGAGUCAUGCGGGAACGCCUCAUAAGAGUCUUCACUCUUCAGCCACCUACAGCGGCCUGCACGAGCUCUCUGCCCCUACAGCCAGAGUGGGGGAGGGGCUCCGGCGAGAGUCGUCACCCGUCAUAACCGCCUCAGCCAAUCCAAGCAAGAGUUACCACACGCGCACCUUCCCUCCACCUGGCUCAGCCAGCACAGACAACUUCAAACCCAGAGCCUGCUACACCCCUCAAAGCUUCAAGACCCCAGCUGUGCCUGAUAAGCCCCGGGCUUUCCGAUCCUCCACGGUCACGCCCACUUCAGGUUCAGCCCAGCUGUCCACCUCCGCCCCCAAAUCCUUAUAUGGUAAAACCAAGCAGGGUGCAUGGCAGCAGGAAGAGAGCAGCACAGCCACUAUGACCUCAACUUCCAGCAGCACAGACAGCAACAGCAGCAAGCAGGUGGACUUAAACAGUAAGAACGUGUUUGGUCAGCCGCGUCUGAGAGCCUCUCUGAGGGACCUGCGUUCUCCUCGGCGUCCGGCGCAAAAGAGCACCAUCGAGGACGACCUGAAGAAACUUAUCAUCAUGGACACACCAGCCGACACACACCAAGAAUCUUCUCCUCGGAAGACCCUUCAGCGGACCUUCUCAGAUGAGAGUUUAUGUAGUGGGCGGAGAGAUUCGAGCUUUGCCAGCACGCCCCUCUUUGAUGGACAGGCUUCACCCAGCGACCUGCUCUUCAUGAGCACACUGCCCACCCGUCGCCAUGGCAGCAGCACCAACCAUAGCGCCCUGUUGCCCAAUAAGAAAGUGCCAUUGUCUGCAUCAGAACUGUCUCUGACGGAGGUGAGGGAUAAAGUGCCCCCCCUGCGUAGACUUGAUCCCGGCCUCAUGCCCCUUCCUGACACGGCAAGCGGUCUCGAGUGGUCGAGUCUCGUCAACGCUGCCAAGGCCUACGAAGUGCAAAGAGCAGUUUCACUCUUCUCGCUGUCUGAGCCUCAUGUUAGAGGAGCAGAACUGAGACCUGUGAGAAGUCCAGUUCCCUUUCACACACCACAGACCACCCGCACUACACCCACCAUCAGCAGUGAUGAGGUUUCUGGAGAUCUGUCUGGCCGACUGUACCACCUUGAGGUCAUGUUAAAGCAGCUGAAUAAUGAUCUGGAGAAGGAGAAGCAGGAUAAGGUGGCUUUGCUGGCUGAGAUGGCUCACCUGAGGGAGAACAACCAGCGUCUGCAGGAGGAGUCUCUCUCCGCUAGCGAGCAGCUCCGCAAGUUCAGCCAGCUCCUCUCCUCCCCAUCAGACAGGAAGUGAACUCUGACUCGCUCUCUAUAAGGAGAGGAAGCUAAAAUCAGAGGUGGCAGUUAGAACAAGGGAGGUUAUGGACAACUCCCAUACCUGAGCUGUUCACACACAGCAGGAUGUCCUCACUGCCCUUCACCUCACCUCUCUCCACACAAGACUGAACACUGAGACUGCGAAGGAUUAGAGAUGAAAAAGGAUGGAAAGUGCAGAGAGCGAGAGGGAGAGAGAGAGAGAACGAGAAACCAACACACCUUUGAGUCACUUUGGGGCUUCAGAUCUUUAACUGGAAGAAGAAAAGACCUACAUAGGCAUCCCUAUUUUUUAGAACUCAUGCCAAGUACGUCCCAGCGCCUUGUACGGGAGCGUCAUGAAUACAUUCCCUUCACAGCUAUUUUCCCAACUAUUGCUUUAUUUUUGUAACGGACAUGUCUUACCAAUCGUAAGCCAGCUGAACAGCUGAAAUGUUCAGAUCGUACAGCUUGCAUUCAGAGAGGCCUAUUACUACUGCACAUGCAGCUCUUCAGCCAAAAAGAGAGAGGGACUGUGAUCCUAUGCCGAGACUACACUUCCCAGCAUGCAGCACUGUAAGAGCCUGCCAAGGGAGAACAUGGUACUGUAGUUUUAAACUGAGGUACAAUUCUCUUGGACUGACCCACAGGUAUAUAUAUAUAUAUAUAUAUAUAUAUAUAUAUAUAUAUAUAUAUAUAUAUAUAUAUAUACAGGUACAUGGAAUGCAAGAAGAUAUCAAGAUAUUGUAAUUUAAUGUUAUAAACACAUCAGGGUGCUACCUGUUGGUAUGCAACCCUCUGCUUAAACAUUGUAAAUGAUCUUAAAGGAAUGGUUCAAUGAAAGUACACCAACCAAUAAAGGUUGUGCUUUUGUACUUCUCAGUAAUGUAAAUAUCAAGCGAUGGACAUCACUUCCAUAUUUCACCCAAAAUCCUUUCCAUAAACACACACUCUUCUUCAUAUAAAGGAUAAAAGCUUUUGUUUAAAAUGGAAGGCAUUUGGCACGUGCGUAACGUUCAGCUUCCUGCUUUAAAUAUUCGACAGGACCAGCUCUUGCUUGUGAUAAUUCCAAACUGGGGAAAAAAAAGUGAUUCUGGCUUUCCAAUUGGCUGCCGCCUUAUUGAGUUUAUUUUUCGAUGUUGUUUUUUUAGAUUUCUGUAAGUGAUGCUAUAUAUGACCUUAUACCACAGCACAGCUGAAUUCUUAAUUCUGAUUGGUCAGAUGUUGAUUAUUGUUCUAUAACAGUAGCUCUGACAGUAAUGCUGGCUGAAAGGCAAAUAUUAACUCGUUCUAACACGUUAUGGUUUACAUCGUAACAACUAAUUGACGCUUCACUUAAUAUAAGCAUCAAACUAUCGAUAUGAUGACGUUUUCUUUAAGAAUAAAUUUAUUUCAAAUGUACGGAAGGAGUCUCCGUGUCAGCACGUCGUAACAGUUAGUACGUUUCUCUACACAGGAAGGUCUUGAGCUUUAUAAUAUGAAAAGCUGAGAUUUUUUUUCUUUUCUUUUUUUUAAAAGAGAGGACGAAUUACUGUGGUAUAAGAUGAGGGAAACACUUUAGGAAGUGCUGUUAUAAGAAAAUAAUCAGUAAUCAGGGUGGGGAUGGAAUCAUUAAUCGCACAUUGUGCCACCAGGUCGUUGAUUAUUUUCCUAUAACAGCACGUCCCUAAGUGUUCUAUAGUUUAUUUAAAAGUCUGUGUAAAUUUUCUGAACAUGUGGAUGCAGGAUUUUAUUUUAUUUUUUUCUAAAAUUUGGUCAUUUUUCCAAUUCCCACCCGAUAUCUAUUGCUCCCCUAUCACACCACGGCUACUAACGAGAGCGUGAAGACAUGAAGCCGGCUGUCACAGGGCAGCUGAACGUUAAGAGGAAAGCUUUAUCUGCCCUCUUCCGCAUACAUGAGUAUGCCAUCCCUCUCACCCAGCGAGCACGACCAGUUUUGCUCUCUCAGUCCCCCUGGAUACAGUUUGAAGCAUGUUUAUGGAAACAAUCUUGGGUGGAAAAAAAAAAAAAAAGACUCUCAUUACUUGGCAGCAAACGAAAUAUCUCUCGGCCGACCGGCUAGGUUUUCGCUGAGCCAUUCCCUUAAUGACGGUCAUAUCUAAGCUGAGACACCAUGACAUCAUGUACUGCAUGUCCUGUUCUCACAGUGCUGGUUUCUACGUCCUCCAAGUGACACCCUUUCUUAGACACAGAGUCAGUACUUGCGUUAUUCUUCAUACGAUACGUCCCCCGUGUGUACCGUUUCUCCACGACUAGACGUGAUUGUAGAUCAGUCAGCCCGUCUCCACGUGGUGUUGUGCAGGAAUUGAACGCGGAGGCGCAUCUCUUCUUAAAGCAUCGCCGCCAGUACUGUUGAACAGAGUUACUGUAAAAACACAGGACCAAUUCGAGCGACUGCUCAUAGAACUGUGAUGCUCAUCUCAAGUUUUCCCCUUCCUGCGCUUUGGCAUCGCACUGUGCGUGUAAACUCCCGUCUUCUUCGUCGAAUCGAGACACUGUACGUCUGUAUGCAACAGAGACACAACAGCGCCUGCGCUCGUUUAGCACAGCGCCUUCCACACAUAAUAUAUUUUUCUAUUUACCUCUCAGUUUAGGUGCAUCAGGUGACACGACUGUUGGCUGUUUUUAAAAACCGAGAACAAACCGAUCCAUGUCUGGGUUAUGUACUUAUUCUGGUUUCCUCAUCCCCUGCACUGUCUAUAAAGAGUUUAGUCGCUCUUCAUGAUGCUUUUUUUUAAAAAAUUUUUUUGAAAGCAUUAGAGCAGUUUAUAGAGUUACAGAAACUAAAUUAGCGAGUAGGUUUAAUCCAGAACAGUUGCUCAUUUGCUGUCAGUAGGUACUGUGUGUAUAUGAGCUUUAAUAUGGCAUAUUGAAAAGACGCAACCCCGACUGUCCCUUUAAUCUGGUCUAACUGGAAAACAUUGUCUCAUCGCUCAGGAGCCACUAUUCACCCUCGACGGCCUGAACUAUUUAUUCUAUUUAUUUUUUGCGUCGGCCAGAGGGAUGGUGUUAUGUUUUAUAUUCUAUAACUAACUAAUAGGAGUUAACACACACACACACACACACACACACACACACACCAGGAGGGAGCUGUUUAGACUGGAAAAUACAAUAUAUUAGUACAAAAAAAUUCAAGGAAAAAUCCACCCUGAACAACUUCAUAAUGAACCUGAUUUACAAGAUUUUUUUUCUUUUUCUUUUUAUUGCCUUCCCCCCCCCCCCCCCCGUCUGUUUUUAUUGUUUCCCCACAUUACCCACAAUGCCGUUUGACUACUUACCUAUUGGUGCAGUGGGGUUCAGCUCUAACGUCAUUCCUUACCUGAAGAGAUCGAUGCAGCAGCACUUUAAUCUUUUAGUCUGUCCAGCUCUGACAGAUCGUGCUAUGUUGGAGUUCUCGUUAAUGUGAUGUUGAACAUCGGUGGGGGUGGAAGUGUGACUAAUAGAAGAAGCUCUUACUCUUUUGUUUUUAGGAGCCAACAGCAAAACAUGAACAAUUCUAUCUUGUGUUUUAAAUUUUUUUCUUUUUUUUUUUUUCUUUCCCCUCUUUAAGUGCACUAGCAAUAACUGGGUCUUCCUGUGACAUCGGCGUGGCACACAACUGCUAACUUAUACAGCACCAACCAUCAGAUUUGCACCAGAAUCACUAACACAUCAGAAAUAUAUCAAUAUAAACAUAUAUCAUGUGCUUCAGGGUGGAGGAUUCCUUUAAAUCCUAGA